AUGGUAAGAGCUACUGAGUUUGGUGGUUCUCCUACAAAAUGUGGUUAUAGACCACACACUAGAAUAUUUAAUGUAGACCAAGAAACAAGAUUGGCUAUUUAUUUAAAAAACUGUGCUGAUAUGUAUUUCGGCUUAAGCACUAAAUAUGUCAGAAAACUAGCAUUUGAAUUUGCUAAAAAAAUGAAUUUGAAAAUGCCAGCUUACUGGACUGAGAACGAAUUUGCUGGUAUUGAUUGGUUUGUUAGUUUUCUUAAGCGUAAUCCUACCUUGUCUAUUCGUCAGCCAGAGGCAACUAGUUUAUCAAGAGGUAUGAACUUUAAUCAGAUUAAUGUAAACAUUUUUAUGGACAAAUAUGAAUCAGUGCUUACUAAACAUAAAUUCGAGGCAUUUCAGAUUUUUAAUCUAGAUGAGACUGGUAUAACCACGGUACAAAAUCCAUAUAAAAUAGUAGCACAGAAAGGUAAAAAACAAAUUGGUGCCAUAACGUCUGCGGAACGUGGAACUUUGGUUACCAUGUGUUUGGCUGUUAGUGAGGUUGGAAAUGCCAUUCCACCAAUGUUUAUUUUUCCUAGGGUUAAUUUUAAGGAUCAUUUUAUUAGAGGAGGACCUCCAGGUUGUAUAGGGACCUCAAAUAAAUCUGGAUGGAUGCAGAGAGAAGAAUUUUUGAAAUUUAUCACACAUUUCACAAAUCAUGUGCGACCUACAAUUGAAAAAAAAGCAAAUGGUAUUGUUUUGUUAUCCUUUCCACCACACUGUUCGCACAAAUUGCAGCCAUUGGACAGGUCUGUAUUUGGGCCUUUUAAAAAAUGUAUUAAUCAAGAAAUAGAUUCAUGGCUAAAAAGUAAUCCAGGGAAACGGUUUACCAUUUAUGAUUUGCCUGCUGUAACUACUAAUGCUAUUUUAAAUGCAGCUACACCUAGGAACAUAACCAGUGGAUUUGCUGUAUCUGGUGUGUGGCCUUUUAACAGAAAUGCAUUUAGUAUAGAUGAAUUUGCACCAGCAGUUGUGACGGAUAUAAUGUUACAUACCACAGAAAACAAUAAUAAACACAAAGUAUAA
Aphis gossypii (cotton aphid) is the source of this 1059-nucleotide messenger RNA. RefSeq lists its product as uncharacterized. Gene Ontology annotation, cellular component: nucleus. The transcript has 2 exons. Gene Ontology annotation, molecular function: DNA binding. The record is from RefSeq and is a predicted model, not a curated record. Bases 1 to 1059 code for a protein of 352 amino acids. Lineage: Eukaryota; Metazoa; Arthropoda; Insecta; Hemiptera; Aphididae.